Molecule: messenger RNA, 1152 nt
Organism: Strongyloides ratti
Lineage: Eukaryota; Metazoa; Nematoda; Chromadorea; Rhabditida; Strongyloididae
Product: Villin headpiece domain-containing protein
Exons: 1
Coding region: 1-1152 (383 amino acids)
Biological process (GO): actin filament severing; actin polymerization or depolymerization; barbed-end actin filament capping
Cellular component (GO): actin cytoskeleton; cytoplasm
Molecular function (GO): phosphatidylinositol-4,5-bisphosphate binding; actin filament binding
Source: RefSeq, a predicted model, not a curated record
AUGAAAGAAAUUGAAAAAGAAAAUGAGAAAUAUAUUUUUGAAGAUAAUCAAUGUUAUAUUAUUCAAUGGAAAUAUCGAAUUCAAAGAGAAGGAAUUAGAAAAUUAAAUGGUAAUGAGUGUGAAGAUAAAGAAACCGGUAGACAAAGACAGGUUUAUUUUUAUUGGAUUGGUAGAUAUUGUAAAAAGAAGGAACAAGGAUUAUGUGCAUUAGCUUUAAGAAAAAUUGAUAAUGAAAGAAUUGCUCAUGUUAGAAUAGAACAAGGUAAAGAAAUACCAAUGUUUAGAAGUUUAUUUUGUGGAAGGUUAAUGAUUGUAUCGGGAAAUGAGGAGAAAGAUGAAAAUUGUCCUAAGGGUGGUAAAACUUUGUAUAUUGUUAGAGGUGGACCAGAACCUGAGACAAUGGUUGGAGAACAAAUAUAUUCACCAUUUAUUUUGAAUCAUCAAACAUGUUACUUAGAAAAAGAUAAUCAAUCAGUAAGAAUAUUGAAAGGUCAAUUAGCUUCAAAAACUAUAGUUAAUGGGGCAGAAAAUUUAGCAAAAACUUUAGGAUCAGAAAAAACUUCUAUAUGUUCUAUAAAUUCAACAACUUUUGAUAGUCGUUCACCGGAACUAUUUGAAGAAGCACCAAGAAUGUUUAGAAUAUUUGAUAAAGAUGCUGAAGAAUGUUAUUCUGUUCAUACAAAAAAAGGAAAUAAUUUAUUUACUUUUGAACAAGAUGAUUUAUGUGAUACAAUGUUAAUAGAUCAAGGAAAAACAUUAUGGGUUUGGAGUUUUACUUAUAUUACAACAUUUGCAUUACAAGUAGCUAAAUCAUAUUGGAAAAAUCGUGAAGGAAAAAUAAUUGUUCUCCAUAGAGGUAAAGAAACAGAAUCAUUUAAAGCCUUAUUUCCUGUAUGGAAAGACUAUGAAGAUUGUAAUGAACAAUUACCAAAUGAAAAUGAAUUAUCAAUUUUGUUAAUGGAAAGGACAAGUAAAAGAAGUUUAAAAGAAAUUCAAGAACGUCAAUUACCCCAAGGAUGUGAUUUAUCUUGCUUAGAAAAAUAUUUGUCAGAUUGUGAUUUUGAAAAAGUUUUCAAAAUGUCAAGAGAGAAGUUUAAUUCUCUACAAAGAUGGAAACAAAUUGAGUUAAAAAAAUCAGUCAAUUUGUUUUAA